Molecule: messenger RNA, 970 nt
Organism: Arabidopsis arenosa
Lineage: Eukaryota; Viridiplantae; Streptophyta; Magnoliopsida; Brassicales; Brassicaceae
Source: the annotation of a GenBank genome assembly
UUGAGAGAGGUGAAGAAUGGGAAGCAGCAGCGAAGAGACGCCAGUGGUUCUCAUCACAGGAUGUUCUCAGGGAGGAAUCGGCCACGCGUUGGCGCGUGAGUUCUCGGCGAAUGGUUGUCGUGUGGUGGCGACGAGUCGAUCGCAGAGUACGAUGACUGAAUUGGAGAAAGAUCCGAAAUUCUUUGUGCAAGAGCUCGAUGUUCAGUCGGAGCAGAGCGUGAGUAAAGUUGUGUCGAAAGUUAUCGACAAAUUUGGUCAGAUCGAUGUUCUGGUAAAUAACGCCGGAGUUCAGUGUAUCGGACCUUUGGCCGAGAUUCCAAUUUCAGCCAUGGAAAACACCUUCAACACCAAUGUGUUCGGUUCCAUGAGGAUGACUCAAGCUGUUGUACCUCACAUGGCGUCUAAGAAAAAGGGAAAGAUUGUCAACAUAGGAAGUAUUAGCAUAAUGGCACCAGGACCAUGGGCUGGGGUUUAUACUGCAUCAAAAGCUGCUCUUCAUGCUCUUACCGACACAUUAAGGUUGGAGCUUAAGCCAUUUGGGAUUGAUGUAAUCAACAUUGUACCAGGAGGUAUUCAAUCAAACAUAGCUAACUCAGGGAUAUCGAGUUUCAACAAUUUACCUGAAUUGAAACUAUACAAACCAUUCGAGGACGCUAUCCGUGAGAGAGCGUUUCUGUCACAAAACAUAAAGCCAAUACCCACAGAGACAUUUGCCAAAGAGACUGUUUCCGUGGUGCUGAAGAAAAACCCACCGGCUUGGUACUCUACAGGAAGGUUAUCGACCGUCAUGGCGAUCAUGCACCAUAUGCCGAUUUUCAUGAAAGAUUUUCUGCUUACCAAGAGUUUUAUGAAAAAGGGAGCAAAACCUGAGUAGUAGUGUUCUUGGUUAAAAGCAACUGUUUGAAUGUAUCCAACAAGUAAAUGUGUUGCCUAACCAUUUUACAAUUUAUAGUAAAGGAUUAAUCACGGU